Aethina tumida (small hive beetle) is the source of this 2435-nucleotide messenger RNA. Its product is annotated as peroxisomal acyl-coenzyme A oxidase 3-like. Gene Ontology annotation, molecular function: pristanoyl-CoA oxidase activity; fatty acid binding; FAD binding. Gene Ontology annotation, cellular component: peroxisome. Lineage: Eukaryota; Metazoa; Arthropoda; Insecta; Coleoptera; Nitidulidae. The transcript has 6 exons. Gene Ontology annotation, biological process: lipid homeostasis; fatty acid beta-oxidation using acyl-CoA oxidase. The coding region runs from base 212 to 2269 and encodes 685 amino acids. The record is from RefSeq and is a predicted model, not a curated record.
UUCGUUGCGCAUCACAAUCCUUCUAACGGUAAAGAUUCAUUCUGCGGUCGCGGAUCCAACAUUCACCUUCGGACCAUCAACGAUUUCGGGGCACGCGCGAUCGGUGCAAAGUGCGUAUUAACAAUUUUAUCUGAUUUGUGAUAAUCGAAUGCGGCGUUAUAAAUAAAUCGAAGUAGCCAGUCGCACGAGUGCGUCGAACGAGUUUGGAAGGAUGACCGCAUUGAUAAAAGACUUUCCGCCGGGUCCGUUGGACGAGUACAGGAAGAAGGCCUCGUUCGAUUGGAAAAAGUUAAGACUGUUUCUGGAGACCGAGGAUGUUAUUAAAUAUCAGAAUGCUCUAUAUGAAGAACUACUUAAAUACCCAGAAUACCACAAAAACUUACUCACUCCCACUUUUGAUGAAGAACGUCACAUUGCCUCUAGACAAUCCUUCAUCCACAAGGCUAACGAACUGUUAUCCCUGGAACACACCAUUCAAAACCUAAGAUAUCCCAGCGCCAGUUUGAGAAUCAUGAUACAACUCGCCCCGUCAGCGACCGUGAAACACAGCAUGGGAAGUAUGCUAUUCUCCUCUGUGCUAAGAAGUAUGGGAACUGAAAGACAUUAUGACCUCAUCAGUGCCACGGAAGACGGAGAAAUUUAUGGUUGUUAUUGUAUGACUGAAAUCGGCCAUGGCACCAACACCAAGGGAAUGCGCACAACUGCAACCUACGACAAGGCCAAAGGGCAAUUUAUUUUGCACACGCCCGAUUUCGAAGCCACCAAAUGUUGGGCUGGAAGUUUAGGUCAAACAGCUUCUUACGCCAUAGUUUUCGCCCAACUGAUCGUCGAUAACAUUCCCAGAGGUCUUCAUGCGUUUUGCGUUCAAAUAAGAGACACCAAAACUCUUCUCCCACUCCCGGGCAUCACAGUAGGCGACAUGGGGGAGAAAAUCGGUCUCAACGGAAUUGAUAAUGGUUUUUUAGCAUUUAAUCAAUAUUUAGUUCCAAGAGAAAGCCUCUUAAAUAAAGUUGGUGAUGUAAACGAAAAAGGAGAAUACGUUACCCCAAUUAAAGAUCCAAACAAGAGGCACGGUGCGUCACUUGGAGCGCUUUCAGCUGGUCGUGUCAGCAUCACCACAAUCUGCGAGAGCUUGGGAGUUAAAGCUCUCACAAUUGCUCUGCGUUACGCUGCUGUAAGGAAGCAGUUUGGACCUGAAGGUCAACCGGAAAUUUCCCUUAUUGAGUAUGAGACACAUCAACAUCGACUUCUCCCGUAUUUGUCUGCCGCUUACGUUCUCAGAGUUUUUGGAACGUUACUCACUGAAACCUACUAUCAGCUACAACUGGACAUUUUGUUGAACAACAAAAAAGAUGUGGCAGAUUUGGGAAUGGAGAUACACGCUGUGUCAUCGGCGUCCAAACCCAUCGCUGGAUGGACCAUGAGGGACGCCAUUCAAGAGUGCAGAGAAUGCUGUGGAGGUCACGGAUUCCUGAAAAUUGCAGGAAUAGGAGACAUUCGAAACGAUCAUGAUGCCAAUCUUACUUACGAAGGUGAAAAUCACGUGCUGAUCCAACAAACCACCAACUGGUUAUUGAAAUUCCUGCCGGCCAUCGAAAACAAAGAAAAAAUUACCACACCAAUGGGAUCUGCCGACUUCCUCACAAAUUAUUAUGACAUUUUGAACAAUGCGAAGUUUGACGCACGCACUUUCGAAGAGGUGUCGACCCCACAAAAUAUCUUCAAGGCAUAUCACUGGUUGAUCUGCUACUUGUUGAAGAGAACCGCAAUGAAACUGGACCAGAACAAAAAACGAGGACUUGACGAGUUCACCGCGAAGAGCAACAGCCAAGUGUACAACGGAAAACAACUCGCCAUCGCUUUCAUUCAGAACUUCAUGUUGAAAGUUUACUUCGACGAAAUCCAAAAAUGCGAAGACUUGGCCAUGAAGCAGAGUCUCCUCAACAUGUUCUCCUUGUACGGAUUGUGGAGUUUGGAGAAGCACCUGCCGGUGUUGUACCAAGGAGGAUUUUGCAGCGGCGAAGCCCCGACCACCUUAAUUCAGGAAUCAGUUUUGGUGCUGUGCAAAUCUUUGAAGAAUGACGCUAUUGCUUUGAUCGACGCAAUUGCGCCGCCCGAUUUUAUUUUGAACUCUGUGUUGGGAGCCUCUGAUGGACAGGUGUACCAUCAUUUGAGGUCGGCGAUUGUACGUUCACCCUACGCCUUGAGCAGACCGAAAUGGUGGCAGGAUAUUACUAAUUGGAAGAAGAAUGUUCUUGCGAAAUUGUAAAUCAAUAUAUAUGUUUCAAUAUCAUUUUAGUUUUUUUUAUAUGGUGCUGUAUACUUAUUAUUUUUCCUAGUCAGUUAUAAUAGGUCCUUCUAUUCAUGUAUUUGCUUUGUGUUCUAACCAAAUUGUAUUACUUUGUUGUAUGAUGUUAAUUAAAUACAAUUUUUUA